AUAAAAUGGAAACUAAUCUCAGCGGAGGAGUCAUCUGCCUACUGCAACCAUGGCUACGAUGGUCCUCUUCCAAAUGCUCCUCCUACUGGGACUUGCCAGCGCCAAGAGGUUCUCAUGCUUCCCUGAGUAUUGCCUUCAUGACAAAGACUACAAAGAGCUGCUGAGCAUCGUCAAACAUGGGCUGGAGCCCGCGACUCAUCCGUCAAACGUGGUCAUCGUCGGGGCCGGGAUCAGCGGGUUGACGGCAGCCAAGCUCCUCCAAGAUGCCGGCCAUAAGGUCACCAUUCUGGAAACCAGCAAUAGGGUGGGUGGGAGGAUCAGGACCUACCGGGAGAAGGACUGGUACGUGGAGCUGGGAGCCAUGCGCCUGCCCAGCAAGCACAGGCUGGUGCGUGAGUUCAUAAGGCAGUUCGACCUGAAGCUCAACCCAUUCCGCCAGACGGAUGACAACGCCUGGUACUUCGUGAACGGCAUCCGAGCGAGAGUGUCAGAAGUGAACAGAAACCCCGACAUCCUGAAUUACACCCUGAGCCCAUCAGAGAGGGGCAAAAGUGCCAGCCAGCUCUACAGGGAAGCUCUGCAGUCGGCUUUCAAGGAGUUCCAGGCCACAAACUGCAAGGAAUAUCUGGCUAAACAUGACUCCUUCUCCACCAAGGAAUAUUUGAUCAAAGUCGGAAAUCUGAGCCGAGGAGCUGUGCAGAUGAUCGGUGAUUUGCUGAACGAGGACUCGGGCUUUUAUCUGUCCUUCCUUGCCUCGCUGUGGGAUUUUGAUAUCUUCUCUACUGGGGAGAGCUUUGACGAAAUCACGGGAGGUUUCGACCAACUGCCCAAAGCCUUCCACAAAGCACUGCCAGGCGUCAUCAAAUUCAAUUGCACGGUGGAAAAAAUCAUGACAAAGGGGGGGAAAGUGCGGGUGUUCUACCGCGCUCCCGACACCCUGGCCUCGAGCAUAGCGACCGCAGAUUACGUCCUCGUCACCUCCUCGGCCAAAGCCACAAGGCACAUCCAGUUCUUCCCACCACUCUCCCCUGCCAAGAGCAAUGCUCUCCGCUCCAUCCACUACGCGAGUUCUUCCAAAAUCGCUUUGGCGUGCACGGAGAAGUUUUGGGAGAAGGACGGCAUCCGAGGAGGGCAGUCCAUCACCGACCGCCCCUCCAGGUUCAUCUACUACCCCAGCCACAACUUCUCCAGCGGGGUCGGGGUCAUCUUGGCCUCCUACACCUGGAAUGACGACGCUGAGUUCCUCAUGCCCUUAGCGGAUGAGAAAUACUUGGACGUGGUUCUCCAAGACUUGGCGGACAUCCACCAGGUGAGCAAGAGUUACCUGCAGUACACCUGCGACCGCUACGUGAUACAGAAGUGGCAGCUGGACAGGCAUUCCCUGGGAGCGUUCGCUGCCUUCACGCCGUACCAGUUCACUGAUUACUCCCAGGCGCUCUUCGAGCACGAGGGGAGGGUGCAUUUUGCAGGAGAACACACCGCCCAACCUCAUGCCUGGAUCGACACCUCCAUGAAAGCUGCCGUGAGGGCGGCGGGCAACAUCCAUGAUGACAGCGAAACCCGAAAUCUCAGCCACGACCACGCACACCUGGAGGGCUUCAUGGAAAAGGGAGAGCUCUGAGCUCGAUGGGUUUGAGGUUGGAACGUACUUUUGGUGGGGUCGGUCUGUUUUUAGGAAGAUUUGGCAGAAGUGCACUGGCAGGAAAGGCAUUAAAGGAAAAAAAAGUUGGAAAAACACUCUGUCCUCAGAUAAGAGACUGGCAGCCGCCUGGACUGACACUUGGGAAACUGGGGAUUCCUGAAAGAGAGCCAACUUCAUGUCGGUUUCGUGAUUUCAUGCUGCUCAGAUGCGCUGCAGCGAGUCCCAGCUGAUGUACAAAGCACUGCAGAGAAUGGCUCAGAUGGAAUAAAGUCACCAUUUUCCACUGUCUUGUUUCUGACACACCUCCAUCUCCCCAUAAUUAGAGG
Messenger RNA from Numida meleagris (helmeted guineafowl), 1968 nucleotides. It is a transcript of the gene IL4I1, whose product is annotated as interleukin 4 induced 1. Gene Ontology annotation, biological process: amino acid catabolic process. The transcript is spliced from 7 exons. Gene Ontology annotation, molecular function: L-amino-acid oxidase activity; polyamine oxidase activity. NCBI's taxonomy places the organism in Eukaryota, Metazoa, Chordata, Aves, Galliformes, Numididae. The coding region runs from base 50 to 1621 and encodes 523 amino acids. The record is from RefSeq and is a predicted model, not a curated record.